Molecule: messenger RNA, 1896 nt
Organism: Botrytis cinerea B05.10
Lineage: Eukaryota; Fungi; Ascomycota; Leotiomycetes; Helotiales; Sclerotiniaceae
Exons: 2
Coding region: 143-1708 (521 amino acids)
Source: RefSeq, a predicted model, not a curated record
GCAGAAAACUUCAGCCUCGGGAUCAAAUUUAUUUUGGUCGAUAAUACAUCCAGGCCAUUUGCUCGUAAUCAACGACGUCGCAAGACCAUAAGAUACAAAUUCCUCUCAUAUUCUCACGGAUACGUUUCAAAACAUAUCAAGCAUGGCUUCUUCAUCCAGGGUCUCCAACAGGCGUGCAGAGCGACAACAACAGGCACCAGAGCCCAUUAAAGGUUUCGCGUUCACAGUACGAGGUGUCGCACUCGAGGAUGGAUUCGAAAACCGUGGUGUGAAAACUACAAUUUGUGCCAGUUCCGAGAAGAAGAACCAGUUCCAAGAACUGAAGGUCAAGGCACAAAAUGGGGAAGAAGGUAUCCUAAGAGACAAACCAGAAUUUACAAGUAGAGAGCUGGGGGGUUUGGAGGCUGGGUUGAGUGCUUAUCUUGUAGUAGGAUAUGUCCUGCUUGAAGAGGACCACAAUAGAGCUUUUGAUCAAUCGGAGACCAAUAAGAAACAACCGGUGGGAAUCAAGCAACCAAAAAAAUUUAGAAAGUUUGAUGAUAAGACGAUGCCAAUUUUGGUAGUCACGGAAGUGAUCGACGCAGUCGAUGAGAACUAUCAGAUGAGAUACUAUGCGUUAAUGUGUCCAAAGAAUGGUAUAUCCACACCACAAAAGGUCAAAAUGGAUUAUGUCUAUUUCUUUCACGAGUUCCGCGACCUCGAAACUUCGUUGAAGACAAGAAAGACCACUUGGGGACGAUUAGCACUCGCUGCCGCCGUAAGACCAGACGUCUUGGCAGCUCCAACGAAAAGACAGGUUGACUUCAAAAGAAGUAAGGCUACAUCAAAGCUAAUCUUUGAACGCCAAAUCUCUCUGGCCAACCAUUUGAUUCUAUUAGCACAGAGUUUCGCAGCUAAUCCAAACAAAGCGAUCUUGGACGAUAUCGAUGCGUCAGUCAAAGACGCCAUUGCGGACUUCCAACACAGACCCCCGCCCAGCUGUGUUAAUAUUAGGAAUUUCUGUGAAGUACCGGGAGAUAUAUCCAUCGAGGAGGCGCGGGGAGUUGUAGCCGAGGUGCAGAGUUUGUGGCCAGAGUUGGGUGAGGUUAGAUGGGAAACAAUAAGGUUGAUAAAGCGAGGACUUGAUGUUGCUGAGAUUGUGCUGGAGUAUCGAUUGGUCAGGGCAGUCAUAGCGGAAGGUGAUCAUUUAUUCCGACACCAUUCUGAUUUUGAUGAAUGUCCAUCCGAAAUUGAGGAAGUUCCCUCCGAAGAUGGCGAAGGAAGAAUGGAUCAAGAUGGAGUUGCUGAUGAUACAGUGAUGCCGGAUGCAUAUGAUGAGGUAGGAGACGAGGCACUCGCAAGCAAGGUGGAGGGAAUUGUUUCGACUGCCGGUAGAAUGAUCCCACUUCCGGAAUCGACAAUGUCGAUUCUCACUAAGGGAGAUCGAACAAUACUUGGAGGGGUGGUGAAAAAGCUGAAAGAACUACUCAGAGCGAUCGUUGAUGGAGACCAAACAAUUCUCGACGCUUGCGGAGAUACAACACUUGGUGCAUAUUCUAUUCACGAGAUUUGGGGAAAAUUCUCCGACGCUAUUGACACAGAUACCUGCAAGAUGGCAUUUAUGACCGUUGUGAAGCGGUUGAUGAUGCACUUGAUGGAAAAGAACCGAGGGGUAAGAGAUAUGUUGGAAGAGUUGAUUUUAUUAUUGGAUCGAUUGCUCGAAGGAUGAAAGAAUGAGAAUUUUACGGGGGUUUGAGCAAAGGGAGACAGAUGGUUAUCGUGAGGUUUUGGAAGGGGAUAAUUACUGAGGGAGCUUUGAAUGAAACAAGGUUAUGGUUUAUAUAGUCGUCUUCAUAUUGCUUAAUGAAGGGAAAUUAACAGAAGAGAAUGGCAGACAGAAAAUAGAUUAAGCGUUCA